CCUGCCCUCCUUCUUUCUCCGCUCUCACGAACGCUUCACGACCUUUCGCAUUGCUCUCUGUAUUACCGUCCCUCAAUUCACGACCUCGACCAUUCUCUCUCACGACCGCCCCUAUACAAUAAUUCAUGGGCCCCCUCCGAGACCGCGCGCUCUCAAACUCUCCAGAGCCAGAGUGGCCCCCACCCAGCACCAACCCCGGCCGCCCCACCACUCCCCUCCGCAUCUCAAAGCGCGACUCCCAUUCACAACCGCCACAACAACAACAACAACCCCAUCUCCGGCCCCAUGCAUCCCAGCUCUCCCGCCGCUCCUCCAACACCUACUCCAAACUCCGCACCUCCAACCUCGUCUCCCAGUCUCCCUUCCGCGCGGGCCCGCCACAGUCCCAGAGUGGCCACAACAACAACCGCCCAUCCACCGUCAAGAGCCCGUCGCCGCGGAGAGUCAGUGGCGAGAAGAGACCGAGACCGAGCUCGAUGGUAGAGAACGAGCAGCCCCCGCUCGGUUUCAAACGGAGGCAGUCCAGAGGUCUCGCUGGUCUCGUGCAGGCAGAGCCCGUCACAAAGUCCCCGUUCAGAGCAUCCUCCGUCGACACACAUGGGAGCGAGAAGGACGUGGACGACGCAGGGUUCGACACCGAGGGGGAUCUCGACGGUGACAGUGGAAAUGACGACGAACCUCUCGCCCCUCCGCCCUCGAAAGCGAUCCUCGUCCCGAGCCCUUCCAGUCGCUCCGCCUCGCCCACCCGCUCCUCCCUCGUCUCCAAACGUCUCCAUGGCCCACGCAUCUUCGGCGGCGAGGUGGGGGGCAAGCGCCAGAGGCGCAAGACGGUCACGUUUGAUGAACAGUGCGAUGUCCUCGAGUUCGACCGCGACGAGUCUUCGAUGGAGGUCGACGAGCAUCCCUUCGACAUCUCCGACGACGACGAUCACGACGAUUACGGCGAUCCGGAGCCUGACGCCCUAAAUGGAGGAUCUCACCGACAACCCUCUGCCCAUCGGCGGCCUGAUCAGCACUCGCACCAACACCACCACCACGGCCAGCCUCAUGAACACGACGAAGAAGAAGAGGAACCCGACGAUCGCGAGCAAUCGGGGCGUUACCUCCCUGCCGACGACAGCAUCACUGGCCUCAUGGACUCCAUGCUUCAAGGUGCUGGGAGCAACGAACGGGCGUCAGCGAGGACGCCUGAACAUGAUGAGCUUCACGGUGCCGUCGUCCUGCCGCCGGAUGCCGAGACCGAGGACGGCGUGCCUUAUGGACGUUCCCACCAUGCCGAACGCGCCACCGCCACACAUUCUCGUCCUGAAUCCCCACUCACCCCUACCACAGCCAACACUUCGGGGACACCGUCCCGUCCCGACUCUCCACGCACGCCUACGAUACACUCGUCUAAUGGCAAAAUUCAUUCGGGACGGCGCGAUGCGAGGCGCAAUAGUGGCGAGCUUGGGGAACUGACGGAACAGGAGAGCGAAGGAGAGGAGGAGGGCCCUUCACACGAGGGAAAGGAGGGGGAAGAGGAGGGCGUGCCGAGGUUCGAACUGGAGAAUCUGUUGCGAGAUGCGCCGAAAUUCGAAGCCCGAGCCUCGGGAUCUGGAUCUGGAGGCGACCCCUUCGGCGUCCCAAUCACGAUGAACAAGAACCGGCGGCAUCGAUCUCGCUCGCAUUCGCCUUCGCCUGAAUCCGCUGCUGAAGAGGAAGAGGAAGAGGGAAGUGAUGGCGAUGAUGGGCAGAGUGGGGACAUGCACAUCGUCGAGCUGUCUUUCAUGUCGUCCGUUCCCUCUGAACACGAACACGCGCGGGAGGACUCUGUGGAUCCCAUUUCCAAUCACCAUCAUCGUGCUAUGCCUGCGACACCCAAUUCCAAACACCGACAGCCCCCACACCCAAGAGGAGGAGGAGAAGAGGACGAAGAAGAGGGUGGGGAAGACGAGAGCAGAGACGCGUUUAAUCUCUCGAUUGGACACUCGGAGGUCUCGCUCACGGGCCUCGAAGCGGAGCUCGCGAACCUUGGGAGUCCGAGUCGAGAACGGGACACUACCACCACCACCACCAACGCGUCCUCUCAGUCACUGAAUCUCAGUUCUCUCCCGCGCAUCAAUACCAACGCGAACACCACCACCAAUACAAGCUUAGGACAAGACGAAUCGGCACCAGCUUCGGCGUCAUUGCGCAGGUCGAGGAUCUCGUAUAAUGAUACGCCGAGGAGCAGGAGCGGCUCGCCGAUGCUCGGUAAUUUGGGUUUGAAUGGCAGCACUAAUUCUAAUACGAAUGUGAACUCACCGACUCAAAUUACGGACUCGCCUUUUUUGACGAGGACAGAUUCGCCUUUGACGCGGUCACGUGCGGAGCCGAUCGCGAUACCCGCCAUCAGUGGACGCGUCGCGUCGCCUUCGUUCACUGGGCGCGUUGGGUCGCCUUCACUCACUGGACGCGUUGGGUCGCCUUCACUCACUGGACGCGUUGGGUCGCCUUCACUCACUGGCCGCGUCGGUUCGCCCUCCCUCUCAGCAUCUGUCACCGGGCGCGGCGGAUCGCCAUUCGGUCACCAUGAGCUCGGAUACGUCGCUGCGCGCGUCGGGUCGCCGUUGCCUCUACAUCGCGGGCUGGGAGUGUUGGGUGAAUCGACGAGCAGCAGUGUUGGGAGUUUGAAUGGGAGUGCGAAUGGGAGGGGACCGAGGAUUAGGAGGGAGGAUGUGCAGAGGAGGAUGUUGGGGAGACGGAAUACGGAGAGUCCGUCGUCUUCGGUUGGGGGGCUGGGUGUGGGUGUGGGUGUGGGUGUUGAGGGUGGCAGGAAUGUCGAUGUGUCGACGGAGAUCGAGGACGAUAUCAUGGGCGAACUCGAAUCGGAUCACGAGGGAGACGGAGAGGGUACGGAAGGACUCAAACCGCGGCCAAUGAAGAGACAGGAUAACCCGACUUACGACGGCGUCAUGGCCAUCGACCCGGACGCCCAACCCCGAGAUCCACCGCGCCCGACACUACACACGCGCGCGUACUCCGAGUCCGCGUCUGCCUUCCUUGGCGGCGGCGUUGGGGGAGCGACGGACGCGUCGAGUUUCGUGGGGCUGGAUGUUAUCGAUGCCGGGACGACGUUUGAUCUCGAUUUGGGAAAGUGGGGAUCGGUGUCGAGGUCGACUUCGAGGUCUACGGCGCGCGCCGGUGCUGGGUCGCAUUCGAGGCCACGCGGCAUCGAGAGACAGAGCUCGUUGCCUGUUCCUGUUCCGGUGGGGAUUCCGUUUGGAGAGGAUGGGGAGAUGGAUUUGGAUUUGGAGGAGAUGGAUGUGGAUAUUGAGGAGGCGAGGAGCGCGUUGGAUCGGCUGGUGGAUGAUAUCGAUAGUGUGGGAGCGGGCGGGUCGAGGUCGUCUAAGGGGUCUUCGUCGACGAAGGCUUCUGGGUCGAGUGUGAGUGUGGGGAAGAUGAGGUUGGAGAGGACGGUUGUGGAGGUUGUGGGCGAUGAGGAGGAGGGAGAGGGAGAGGGGGAUUCGAUGGAUGUGGAUAUUCAGAAUGCGGAGGAGGGGGGUGAGGAGGAAGAGGAAGGUGAGGAGGACGUUGAAGAGGAAGAGGAAACGGAGGAAGAUGCGACGAUGUAUUUCGAUGGGAAGAGGCCAUCGAGUUUGGACGACGACGGUCACACUAACGGGCAUGGACUUCCGGCACUCACCUUGCACGAACCAUCGCCUGUGCACGCCUCCACCAGCGCAUCCGCCCACACACGAUCACAAUCCGAAGGACUCCAUCAUCAUCAUCAUACAGCCGAGUCCGCUGUUCCGCCACCACCACCUCCGAAGGACAACAUCCGGAACCGCGAACAGGCCAUCAUGGAGAAAAGACGCGAGCUUCGUCGUCGUGAAGAGCAGCAGGGCAUGUCCGAGGAAGAUAGCGAGGACGCACCCCGAUCGCGCGGACGACUGGACGUACCUGGACACAAAGGGAGCGGUGGUAGGCGGAAAGGACGCAGGAGUCUCAGUGUCGGUGAUGCGGAGGAUGUCGAGCGAAGGAGUGGGAUGGUCGAUGGGGGGAAUAAGGUCAAGUCGCAGCAGCAGCAGGAAGAGGGCGGACAGUUUGGCUUGGGGGCGACGGGCGGGAAGAAGUUGUUGGGGGUGAAGAGGGAGGAUGUGGAUGAGGCGGAUUUGAGGGAUAGUAUUGAGAGGGAGUUGAUGAGGUUGGGUGGCGCGGCGAAGAAUAAAUAUCAUGUACGCGAAAGGGAGGGCACGAUCUACGCUUCGUCGUCCCAGGAGAUGGAGAAAGUGGGGCAUAUGAGCAGCGCAGGCGAUGUGGACAGCGGAAAGGCGUGGCGAACGGUCAGGAGACCGUCUGACAUGAACGAGUAUGCGAAACAGUUGAAGGAAUAUCGAGCGCACGAGAAGCCGGGCAAGUCGAAUGGCAAGGUGUUCGUGCGAGUCGUUGGCGUCAUCGGUUUAAACGCCCCUAUCCCACGCGAGCCAACAGCGGUGUCGUGUACGCUCAAUAACGGCAUUCAUUUUGUUACCACGCCCGAAUCUCGAUUGGCCAAGGACUGCCGGAUCGACCAAGAAUUCGAGCUGAUCGAGCACAGUAAACUCGAAUUCACGCUCGCUCUGAAAGUCCGACCAGAUCCACAUAUCGUAGCACAGAUCAAAGCGACCCAACCACCUCCCGCACCUCCAAAGGCCGUCCAACAACUCGCGGCCCCUCCUCCCUCCAAGGGCGGCAUGCGCUCCUUCUUCUCCUCGCCCAAGAGACCCCCCAAAGCCGUCGCUCAACCCGUUCGCGUGCCACCGAAGAUGCCAGAGUUCAAGUUGCCCGAGAACCUCGCGCGGUACCUCAAGCCCGACGGGACGCUCGCGCGCGCUUUUGUACAGUUCAAGGACAUCGCCGGUCGAUGCGACACGCGCAUGUUCGAGACGAGUUAUCCGUUGAUUGGGCAGAGACUGGACAGCCCGGGGGGGAGGAUGCAGCCGAUGCAGAUCGGCCAGCUCGUGCUGCGCUUUUUGAGGAUUCCGAUACUCGCGGGGGUGCCCGCGCAUGAGCAGCCGCAGAGUUUGGAGGAGGCCAGUCGAGGGUUGAAGUACAUGUCCUGGCAUAAGACGACGUACUUCGAAGGGACGUUGACGCAGUACGGAGGCGAUUGCUCGACAUGGAGGCGUCGUCGAUUCCGAAUCAUUGGUUCCACUCUCGUCGCGUACAACGACGUUACAAGAAGAGCGACGGCCACCAUCGACCUCCGCAAAGCCGUAUCUGUGAUUGAUAUCGAGGAUGCCCGGAAGGGUGCGAGGACUAGCAAGGAUAUGGACGAGUACGAGGAUCUCUAUGGGGUCGAACGCUCGUUCAGGGUCAAGUUUACGCAUGACCAAGAAAUUAUAUUUUUCGCGGACACCGAUGAGGAGAAGGCGCAGUGGCUUGAAGUCCUUCGCUCUAUUGUGGGCCGCAUCCCUCCCAAUCCAAUAUGGGCACAGAUCCUCUGGGAACGUCACGAGGAAGCCCGCAAGGCAGCAGCUGAAGCCCCUGGCGUACCCUGGUCUGGAACACCUGGAACACAGUCGCCGAUGUUGUCCGCUCAACCCAAGUCGCCAUUUAAUCUUGUACAUCCAGGGCCGAGGAGCCCCGCCAUCGAAGUCCAGAAAUCAGCAUCAUCGUCAUCAUAAACACACACAACAAUCCUUACCACCGUUUUCAGUCUUUUGGUCGUUCCCUUUUCCACCAUUACGAACCCAGCGAUACCUCACUAACGACCACUUGACGACCCUUGAUGAUCUAUGCAUACUCGACGAGCGCGUCGACACCGUGAUGAUACACCCAACCAUCAUAAACUGAUUGAUACUAUGACACCCACAUAUGCUUUGCCUUGACAUGACUGGUUCCUGUAGGUCUUUGUAUACAUACCAAACCUUAUCAUGUUAUUAUGUUAUGCAGAUGUCCUCUAUAGCUCUAUCUCCUUUUUUCAUCUCUUUUUUUCUCUCUUUCUUUUCGAGACUGUUUGUGCAUUCGUCUUCCCUUUCUCUCAGGCAGAACUCUUCUGUUUUUCUUGUCUCGGUCUCCUUCCCUCUUGCCUUCGAUCUUCAUCUUGACAUUGUCUGCUCAUCCCUCCUCAUCAGUCGCCAUCAGUCUCAAGGCUUCUCGAUUCGUGUGUCUGUAUUCUUCUUCUCCUGAAUCUAUAUCGGUUUUUUUUGUUGGUCAAACCG
Messenger RNA from Stereum hirsutum FP-91666 SS1, 6164 nucleotides. RefSeq lists its product as uncharacterized. The record is from RefSeq and is a predicted model, not a curated record. Lineage: Eukaryota; Fungi; Basidiomycota; Agaricomycetes; Russulales; Stereaceae. Bases 126 to 5627 code for a protein of 1833 amino acids. The transcript is spliced from 8 exons. Gene Ontology annotation, molecular function: GTP binding.